AUGAUUAGCGCUAUCGCCGAUUUCAUUCAGACUAGAAUUGAGCUGUCUCGUGACUUUGUUUACGGGCCGCCUGCCAAUUACACCGAGAAGGACUACCCGCAUCUCUCCGGUAAAGUGUACAUCGUGACUGGUGCUUCAUCGGGCAUAGGCUUUGAAACUGCUCGCCUGUUAGCCGGAACGAAGGCCACCGUCUACAUUACCGGCCGCACACCGUCCAGAAUCGAAGGUUCCUUGGCCAAAUUGCGUGACGAGUUCCCCGAUACCAAGAUCGAGGCCCUGAGAAUGGACUACACCGACUUGUCUACUAUCAAACCAGCCAUUCAGAAAUUCCUGAACGCUGAGACCCGUCUCGAUGGCAUUGUCCACAAUGCCGGUGUUGAGUACAAUGGCCCCCACCUCACUGAUAUUGGCUACACUGAGGUUCUUGUGGUAAACACGUUUGCCGGCCAGCUCGUGCAAACUCUUCUCGACCCCAUUAUGAUCAAGACAGCCAAAUCUGCUCCCAAAAACUCAGUAAGAAUCAUUUGGCUGGCAUCGUCUGCCCACAACGUCUCCCCCCCGAACGGCGGAAUCUACUGGGACGAUAUCAACAACCCACCAAACAGAUUCGGAUUCGGUAUUUACGGCCAGACCAAGGCAAUCAAUGUGUACCAGGCUGUUCAGUGGGCCAAGCAUCACCAAGACAGCGGGAUUGUUUCCGUCUCGGUCCACCCUGGUUUCCUGGUAUCGGAUAUCUGCCGUGAAGUGCGCGAUCCCCUGUACUACUUCCGUCGCCCAACGAUUUUCGGUGGAUACCAGGAAGUAUAUCCUCUCGUCCAUCCGUCAAUUACCACCGAAGACAACGGAUCUUACUGGAUUCCCAUUGGUACCAAAGGACGCAUCCGGCCCGACGUGGAAAAGGGAGCCAAUGGCGAGAACGGCGAGCGGCUGUGGCAGUUCAUUCAUGAGCAAAUUAAGCCCUAUCUAUAA
Wickerhamiella sorbophila is the source of this 969-nucleotide messenger RNA. RefSeq lists its product as hypothetical. The transcript has a single exon. The coding region runs from base 1 to 969 and encodes 322 amino acids. Lineage: Eukaryota; Fungi; Ascomycota; Dipodascomycetes; Dipodascales; Trichomonascaceae. The record is from RefSeq and is a predicted model, not a curated record.